UGCGAGUAGCCACGAUGAUCGACAAGUUUGUACCGAUCAAGCAGGACAAUCACAAUCUCAGCAACUACAGUGUACAGUUAAAUCGGUGGUUUUUGAAAUCAAUAGGCGCAUGGCCUUCAUCUUCAUCCACCACAAAACUCGAGAAAAUUAUUUCUUUCGUUUUAAUUAUUUGGUGUUAUUGUUUUAUAUGUUUCACCGUAAUUCCUUGCCUAUUGCACGUGAUCUUGGAAGAUGACAGCUUCCAUGAGAAAUUGAAAGUGCUCGGUCCACUGAGUCAUUGGUUGGUAGGUGGUAUUAAUUAUACCACGUUGUUACUACGGAACAAAGAGAUACGGUAUUGUAUUGAACAUAUGCAGAGAGAUUGGGAAAUCGUAAGGAAAAUGGAAGAUCAACAAGUAAUGAUAAAACAUGCAAAGAUAGGUCGUUAUAUAACUAUGUUCUGCACAGCUUUUAUGCAAGGUGGCGUUUUGUCCUAUUGCGCGGUGACUGCAUUCUCCACGCAAACUACUGAGAUCGGAAAUGAAACCAGAAUUGUACAUAUGAUACCUUGUAGAGUAUACAAAAAAUUAAUCGCGGCUGAUACAAGUCCCACAAAUGAAAUCGUUAUUGCAUCACAAUUCGUGUCCGGAUUCAUCGUAAAUUCGAGUGCAGUUGGAGCUGUUAGUAUCGCAGCCGUGUUCACAACUCAUGCUUGUGGCCAAGUAAAUCUCUUAAUGGCGUGGAUCCGUCAAUUUGUGGAUCACUCAAACGUUCAAGAUAAAAAUGUUGUAUUGAAUGACAUUGGCGAGAUCAUUCGACAUCAUUUGAGGAUUUUGAGUUUUAUAACAGGUAUCGAAAAUGUAAUGAGUGGAAUAUGUUUUAUGGAAUUAUUCAAAUGUACUGUAAACAUAUGUAUGCUUGGAUAUUAUAUUCUUACGGCAUGGACUGGUCAUGAUAUUCAGAAUCUGAUCGUAUUUUCAGUAAUACUUCUUUCUAUGAUUUUCAAUAUUUUUAUAAUAUGUUAUAUCGGUGAUAUACUAACUGAACAGUGUAAAAUGAUUGGUGAAGCGGUUUAUAUGACUAAUUGGUAUUACUUACCUGGAAAAGAUAUAUUGAAUUUAAUACAGAUCAUUUUAAGAUCCAGCAUGGUGGUUAAAAUCACUGCUUAUAAGCUAGUUCAUAUGUCCAUAUAUACCUUUAGUAAUGUGAUAAAAACUGCUUUUGCUUAUUUGAAUUUAUUACGUCAAAUGACUUAAUAGAAUACACUCUUAAAAUAUGAAUACAUAAACUUGUAUUAAAAAUAUUAAUAUAAU
Apis laboriosa (Himalayan honeybee) is the source of this 1292-nucleotide messenger RNA. Its product is annotated as odorant receptor 46a-like. The transcript has 5 exons. The record is from RefSeq and is a predicted model, not a curated record. Bases 15 to 1235 code for a protein of 406 amino acids. Gene Ontology annotation, biological process: detection of chemical stimulus involved in sensory perception of smell; sensory perception of smell. Gene Ontology annotation, molecular function: olfactory receptor activity; odorant binding. Gene Ontology annotation, cellular component: plasma membrane. Lineage: Eukaryota; Metazoa; Arthropoda; Insecta; Hymenoptera; Apidae.